Plasmodium relictum is the source of this 1152-nucleotide messenger RNA. RefSeq names its product conserved Plasmodium protein, unknown function. The coding region runs from base 1 to 1152 and encodes 383 amino acids. The record is from RefSeq and is a predicted model, not a curated record. The transcript has a single exon. Lineage: Eukaryota; Apicomplexa; Aconoidasida; Haemosporida; Plasmodiidae.
AUGAGUUUAAGUUGUAUUGAUAUGUAUUUUCUUUAUUUUAUAUUAAUCAUCAUAACAAUUAAAGUAAAAUGCAUGAACAUACAUGCAACAAAUGAGAAAAAUGGAAGUGUAAGACUAUCCAAAAUUAUUUCAAACAGUUUUACAAAGAAAAGUAAGUUUAGUUUAAACAUUUUUAAAAAAAGAAAUAAAUUUGGAAAAAAAAGUAUAUUUGAAGAUGCUGUUUACACAAAUAAAAAAAAAAGUAUUAUUAAUUUAGUUUAUAAAGACAUUAUUAAAAAGGAUAAAAAAUUUAUUGUGAGAAAAUUAAAUGAAAUUAUAUAUAAGCAACAAAAAAUAAAUUCUCCUUUAUUUUUCAAUGAAAAUAUUCAUUGCUUUCAUAAAAAUUUCCUUUAUUAUUAUAUAUUUUUUUAUGUUUUAAGAAUAAACAUAAACACUUAUAUGUUUAAAAGAAUUCAUAAAUUCUUGAUAAAUAAAUUAAAAAUCGAUUUCCUAAAUAAUACAAUAUGUAACUUAAAUUUAUUUAAAAAUAUAUAUAUCUGGAAUGAAGAAAUAAUUUCAAAAAUUUAUAAAAAGUAUUUUAUGAUUUAUGAAAAGGAAUUAAAUAUUAUCAUUGAUCAACAUCUAAAUUACGAUGAAUAUUACCGCAAUAGAGUGAAAGAAUUUGAUAAUAAAGAGUUUACUAUUCCUUUAUUAAAUAUAUAUGCUAUAUUAUUUUUUAAUACUUUUAAUAAAAAUUUUUACUUAAAAAGUGUAGAUACCAUUAAAAGACUGAUUCAAACAAAUAUUAAAAUUUAUUUUUUAAAAAAUUAUAUUAAUGAUCAAUAUUCAAUGAAAAAGAUUUUGUAUACAUAUCAAAUAUUUUUUAGAUUGUCGAUUAAGAAAAACAUGAUCCCAUUAUUUUAUGCAUUUCAAGAUAAUUUUAAAUUAAGCAAAAAUUUCGAAUUAAUUUCUGAUACAAUUAUAAAACAAGUAGAUGUUAAUAUACCUAAUUUAAAAAUAGUUAAUUUAUUUAAUUUAUUUGUUAUAUUAUUUAAACUUUUACUAAGUAAAACAACUCAAUUAAUAUUUUAUUCUACUUUAGUUUAUAUACAAAAAAAGAUACAUGAAAAAAAAAAGUUUAUAAGAGACAUAUAUUCCUUUCCAUUUUAUUAG